AGAGUGCCAAGUAACUUCACAAGUACUAUAGAUAUAGACGAAAGAAAUUUCACUUAAUAGCUAGUAAACCGUCAACUAAAAAUCAUGACAUCGUAUCUCCUACUACUCAUCUUGACGCUUGCAAGUUUCUAUUUUUGCGAAUGCUCCCCAUUUCCAAGCCCAUCACCCCCAGAUCCCACACCUCCGGGUCCGAGACCGCCAGGUGCAGACGGAAAAAAAGCUCUGCCUACUCAACCAACGAGCGAGCUGACCUACACUCAAGAGUGGAGCAACUGGAAGGUGGAAAAUGAGAGGGGAUAUGUGAAUGACAAAGAGGAGCUGUUUAGGAGAGACGUGUGGUUAGCUAAUAAGAUGUUUAUCGAGCAGCACAACUUGAAAAAGGCACAGGAGUCUGGAUACCAUUUAGCCAUGAAUCAGUUUGGAGAUUUGACAUACUCAGAAUGGAAGAACUACUAUUUAUCUCAGUACAAGCAUGAUAACUUUACUACCAGUGCCAAUGUCGUUAAGAGAUUGACAACCAAGGGUGGGCCGAACCCUUUCCCUGAGGCAUUGGACUGGAGGAACAAGAAUGCAGUUAGUCCCGUCAAAAACCAGGACAAGUGUGGAAGCAGCUACGCGUUCAGUGCCAUUGGAGCGCUAGAGGGAGCAGCAUCUCUGGCAAAAGACAAGCUAAUCAUUCUCAGCGAGCAAAACAUCAUCGACUGCUCGGUUCCUUACGGCAACCACGGCUGCAAUAGUGGUACAGUGCAGAAAGCCUAUCAGUAUGUGAUCAGUGUUGGAGGUGUGGACACGGCAGACUCAUAUCCUUACUCCAACAAACAAGAGACAUGCCACUACAGAAAAGAGGCAUCAGGUAUAGCAAUGUCAGGGAUAGUUAGUCUGCCUCCUGGCAGUGAGAAAGAGCUACUGGCAGCUGUCGCCACGGUAGGACCAGUAUCAGUCUCAGUGGAUGGAAGCUCCAAUGCAUUCCGAUUCUAUGCCGGUGGAGUGUUCAAUACAAUCAACUGCUCCACCACCACUCUCAAUCAUGCAAUGGUGGUGACUGGGUACGGGGUGGCCAAGACGGGACAAAAAUACUGGCUCGUCAAAAACAGUUGGGGUCCAAGCUGGGGUGAUGGCGGCUACAUUCUCAUGGUCAAGGACAACUUCAAUCAGUGCGGCAUAGCAACAGAUGCAGCUUAUCCAACUCUAUGAUCCUGCAGCAUGCAAAAUACGUCAAAACAUUAAUUACAGCUAUAUAAUUAUAGGAGCGAUAACUACUUGUACAAUAAAUAGUAGGAUUAUAUAAACCUGCACCCUCAAUUCAAUGUUACUGAUACUUUGUU
Molecule: messenger RNA, 1325 nt
Organism: Halichondria panicea
Lineage: Eukaryota; Metazoa; Porifera; Demospongiae; Suberitida; Halichondriidae
Product: procathepsin L-like
Exons: 7
Coding region: 85-1194 (369 amino acids)
Cellular component (GO): lysosome
Molecular function (GO): cysteine-type endopeptidase activity
Source: RefSeq, a predicted model, not a curated record